This is a messenger RNA of Paramecium primaurelia, 364 nucleotides long. NCBI's taxonomy places the organism in Eukaryota, Ciliophora, Oligohymenophorea, Peniculida, Parameciidae. The record is from the annotation of a GenBank genome assembly.
AUGAGUUUUUAAGUAUAUUAGAUUUGUUAUAAUAUAGACAACAGAUUCUAAAAAAGAAGAAUUUAGAAAGUAUUUAGAAAAGGCAGGAGUGAUUGAUCAACUUACAAGAGUUUUGGUAGGAUUAUAUGAAGAACCAGAGAAACCUAAUAAUGCAAUAGAGUAAUUAAAGUAUUUGAUUUAGUUAUGUGAAAAAGUAUUUAGGAUCUCCAGUGGAUAUUGAUGUAGAUAAAUUAAAAUUAGAAUAUGAAAAAUUAAAGGAUGAAAACAUCAAAUUAAAGAGAGAAGUUGCAGAAUUAAAAAAAGAAGUUAAUUAUAAUUUUAAUAUAUGAUUAGUUAUAAGCUGCCUAAUAAGAACAAAAUUGAG